CCUAGCUCUUCGCCACUUCCCCUCUUUAAUCUCGACCCUCUAUAUUACACAAUAUCAUAAGCAUGGGCAUCAAGAUCACCUCGCUGUUUCUUAUAUCUCUCAUGACCCUAACCCUAGCCCGGCUCUCCCUUUGCCAAGACUCGCCCCAGGACUUCGUUAAUGCCCACAAUGCAGCUCGAGCUCAGGUGGGUGUGGACCCGAUUUCAUGGAAUGAGACGGUAGCUGCCUAUGCCCACGACUAUGCUAGCAAGCGAUCUGAAGACUGCAAUCUGGUCCACUCUGGCGGGUCCUAUGGGGAAAACCUGGCUUGGAGUAGCGCCGACUUGUCGGGUACUGAUGCGGUGAACAUGUGGGUUGCGGAGAAGAACGACUAUGACUACAACUCUAACACAUGUGCUGAUGGUAAGAUGUGCGGGCACUAUACCCAGGUGGUCUGGCGCAACUCGGUUCACCUUGGGUGUGCGAAGGUCCAGUGCAGCACCGGAGGCACAUUUAUCAGUUGCAACUACGACCCUCCGGGCAACUUCAAUGGGCAACGACCUUAUUAAUCUCACCCACUUGGCCUCAGUAUUGUAGACCUAUACGAUGCUGAAUCUCGGGUACCUCAUAUCCAUGAUAAAAAAUUUAAAUAAGGUGGUUCGUUCCUACAUCGGAUAUGUCGUGGUUCAAUAGACCAUGUCAACAAAUCAAAAUUAGUUAUAUGAUACCGCAUAUGUUAUCAAAUGUCACCUGAGCACAAUAUAUAUUACCAUCUUCUUCUUCCCAAGCGAUGAAAGAAAAUGAACUUAAUGAAUAUUUAUUCCAGUA
Molecule: messenger RNA, 807 nt
Organism: Punica granatum (pomegranate)
Lineage: Eukaryota; Viridiplantae; Streptophyta; Magnoliopsida; Myrtales; Lythraceae
Source: RefSeq, a predicted model, not a curated record